AUGCAUGCAAACAGCCAAGGACGUACCGUUUCCAACAACUCUAAUACCCAGUCGCCUCCCACAGGGGAGAAGACACCUGUCCUUCCCUGUGACGAGGAAUCAUCUUUUGCCUCUGUAGAUGAUGUAUUCUUCUUUCCGUGCGAACAGCAGCAGGCUGUAAAUCAGGAAACUUAUUAUUCAGAGUCAGUCAAGAAAACGCGUUCCAAAGAUGAGUACCCAAGUGCCGAUGGUAAUCCGAAAAAAUCCAGUGUCAAGUCGGAGAAUAAGAACUCGAAGCAGAAAGAUUCUUCUCCAUGCACAAAAGAUAAAGACCAGAGUAAAGUUGUCGCCACUGAAGCAGUGACCGAUUGUCACAAUUUUCAUCAAUUUUUGAAUCAUACUGGAAAGAUCGCCAAGAAACAUACCUAUCUACCAAAAAAUUUGAAAAACCCCUUUGCUCACAGUCAAAAAAAUAUUGUCCACAGAAGCUUAAAGAAUUCAUUUGGUCAAAAUCAGGAAAAGACAGAUAGCCAAAGAACUCAUACAACUUUAAUUGAUAUACUUGUGGAGGAUUGUCGACAAUGUGCGAUUGGAGAGAAAUCGGUUGCAUCAUUUUCCAAUGUUUCUGGUGAUGUUAAAAAGGAUGUUACUGAUUGUAGAGGUACUCUUACUCAGUCCACCGAAAAAAAGUCUCCUGGAUCUCGAUUCAAGUACAACUGCAUAGAAUCGGCAUUGGACUCGAUUAACACUAAUAAAGACAGCAAGCAACGUUAUUACAAUAAAAUCUCUAUUGUAGAUAACAUUACAAAGUUUAAAAGGCCUGAUACAACACACACAAAAAAUACGGAACUCACGAAGAAGUUUCCUUGGAAUUGCACGUGUACUAAAACGAAGAGAAAUCUCGACAAGUGCAAGGAACAGGAGAAGAACGAUUCUGCCGAGAGCUUUGAUUCCUGUAAUGACGCAAAGCAGUUAAAGAAGAAGAAACCUGCUUGUAGUCCAUUGAAAAAAUUCGGCCGAUCAUCUCUGUCAGUGGGCGCGGACAAAAUUGCGAUAAAUUUGCCCAAGUAUUCUCCCUGCGCAAGCAGAUUAGCCGCAAGCUCAAAAAUUUUGUCGUCUGAUCGAGUGGCAGAUCCAGAGAGUCCGCUUCACGUUCCACGCUCGAGGAGUCCAUCUCACGUCGAUGUGCAAACCGAGAACAACCCUUCGAAGCAUUCGGAGAAAACGUCGAUACAGGCCAGUUUAUCACUCAACAUACAACAAUUUCAAAAAACUCGGUAUACUCUGCGUAGCAAGAGUGUAGGUGACAGCUGCGUAACGUCCCCAACAAGUGAAGCGACUACCGUAAGUUACUCGCCUACUGGUACAGAGAUAUUAUCCCUAGAAGAAGUCGGACCGCAUACGUCGCAUACAUCAUCGGCCGAAGGCUCGGGUAGUAGUUAUUCAGAGGUCAAAGAAAAACUGGACGCCGAAUGUUCUGACAAAGUCAGAAGAGCGACUUUGGAGACAAAGUGUUAAUGAUUCGUGAACUCUCGACGGCACGCCAAACCAGUGUUUUACGCCAUUCUUUCUUCCACGUAUAUACAUAUAUAUAUAUAUAUACGUAUUUUACGUAAAACGAUCAUGCAAUUCCGUAUGCGCGCGGUAAACCCAUAGCGGGCUGUAAUCGCGUUAGUGAGAAACUGUACACAAAGGCGAAUAUAUAUACGCGACAUACAUUUAUAAAAUUUAUUAUAUUUCUAGAUACGCGAGAGUAUAUAUACUUGUGCAUAUUGAAUAUUCUUAUCUACAUAUAUACACACACUCAAACGCACGUGUGUUGCGUACACGCGUGGAUAUUAAGACAUUAAGACCUGUUUUUGCAAAAUAGGCUACAGAACGUUGUUGCGACAAAUGUGUCGAGUAUUAUUAUUUUUAUUAUUCUCUUUAAAAUUAGGAUAUCCAAUGGUUCCCGUGUGAUUGUCGAAACAUUUCUUUGCCUCGAGAAAGUGCGACGGACGUUGAUAGCAUGCAGUGAAAAGGUAUCUCGCUGAAUAUCCGCAUUUUCUUAAUUUAUUAAAAAAUUAGUGUCAUUAAGUUUUUUUUUUUUUAUUGAGCUAAAGCUUUUAAUCCUUUAGCUGUAGAUGGCACAUACAUACAUUCUAAGCAAGUUGCCUCAUUUGCGGAAGGCGUACAUGUAUGCUCUCGUAAGAUAGGACCGUGCGACCGUGCGCGCGCGAAUUAGAUUUACGGAAGCAAGAGGAAAUGUCUCUCGAAAUCUUUCCAAGUUUUUUUUUCUUCACUUGUCGAGCAGAUCUGGUUCAGCGAGAAAAUGCGGAUCUUUUCAAAUUGCAUGUUUUUGCGAGUGAUUGGUAUUUGUACAAUGCCAGUGAUGAACGAUAGUUGUAACAGUAAUGAGGGCAUUUGUUCUUAUAUCCGUGAUGAAGACCUGUUCUUACAGUCGGACAGGAGAAUUGGAAAUCUUCCAAGUUAAUAAAGAUUUUAGCACGCGGCGGUCACAGGCGUCACAGCACAGUUUGGAAUUAGCAAACUGAAAUAAGAAAUUAUAAUGAUGAGCACGCAGUGCGUCCCACAAGAACGUCUUUGUUGGAAUCUGAAUAGGACAAAAAUCUUGUCAACAACAAUAAGAAUGCAAAUAGUUAGGGACAAUAUUACUGCCAAACUUGACUAUGAAUUAAUUAAUUUCUAAGAAAGUGAGAAAAUGCAUGUGAAGGACCUCGUCUAUAUAGGUACGUUUCUCGUUAGUAUUUUUAUAUCUCGGUAAUGUAAAUACAAUACAGUAAAUGAUUUUUUUCUUUAUCGAUGUAUGCGACAGUGUAAGGCGGUUGCGUGGAAUGCCAAUUGCGUAGAUAAUCGUGAAAUGCACUCUUUUGCGUAAAGCAAUUUUGCUACUUCUUAAGGCAUUCUAUAAAUUGUUGAUACUUUUUACCUGUCAAAAUUGUUUAUCGGAUAUCGCGAUAUCAAUGUUCGCGAAGUGAAAAAAGUUUUAAGACGAUCGAUUUUACCUACUAAGAUAGGAAGUGAUACAUCGUAAGUGUAAGUCGGUUUUUACCGUUCAGGCUACUUGUGCCACAAUGUCCUCGUAACUUGUUGGAGAUGUUACAAGCGGAAAAAUAAGAAAAUGCGACAGACGUACGAAGAAGUGAAGAAAAUAAUGCAACUUAGUUACGUAAAAGCAAGAUUUUGCUAUGCUUUACACGGCAUCCUUUUUCACGACAAAGCUUCGUUCAAUCUACACGGUGAUUCAAAUAUCUGUAAUAGAUCUGAUGAUGGAGACAUUUAAGCAAGAAUAGAUUAGUGGAUUUUUCAAGUUAUCCAAAUAUUUUUUAUUAGUAUUGAAUGAUAAAUAGGUACUAGGCAUUACAAAUCUAUCAAAAGACGUUUCAGAGACUAUUUCUUUGGCAAAUUUAUAGUUGACUUUUUUUUGCUUUGGGAAGUUGAAAAAGACAACGGGGAAUCUUAACCCCAUAGAAAAUUAAUUCUGGGCUACAAUAUGUAAGAAAUAGGAAUUUCAUACGUAAAUAAUGCAUAUUAUAAAAUUAAACGAAAUAUGUACACUGUGAUACUAAGAUUUAAUUUCUUGGCAAAUAUUACGUUAAAAAAUUCAUAAAGGAAUAAUUUUAUACUCAUACCAUUUCAAAUAUGAGACUUUGUGUUUGAUAUUUUGUUAUUACAAUAAAUUAUGAUAUUAAUACUUUUAUAUUUAGAGAUCUAAAUGUAAUGGUAUUUGGACAUCUCUUGAUAUUUGUUGAGAGCUUAAAGUAAAAUCGAUUUUUAUAAUUCGGAAAUAUUCGGCUUAAACAAUCUUGUUACGAGAAUUGGUAAAAAAAAAAUGUAAAAAAUAAAGCACUGAAAAUAAGAUAUCCUAUACAUGCAUGUAACAUUUAUAAAUUCAGUAAUUUAAAUGAAAUAGAACAAUACUUUUUCUUUAUAAUUCUCAAAAAUAAUGGUACUAUUUGUUCUCAGAUUAUUAUUAAUAUUGAAUAGUCUACUUAUAAGCAUAUAAUACAAGCAUGAUUAUCAUUUAGAUAUUCUCUAAAAUUAACUUACACUUUAUACUCUUACUUUCGUUGCACUAUACAUUUAUCAAAUUCUUACUUGAAUGUCUCCAUAUUUCGUUUUCAUGAGCGACAAUAUCCCGUAUUUAUAUCGCAUAUUUAACGUUAGAUGUAGCCGUCGAAUUCUGAAUCCAAUUUAUUUAAUAUGAAAAAUCUAUUUAACAUUGUGUGGCGAACUGACGAUUAUAUUAUCACAUGUGAUAUGUGAUAACAUAAUGUUGAAUGAGGUGCCAAUAAGUCAAUGUUUACUUUAAAACUAUUCUGUUUGUAUUGUCCAAAUCUCUUUCAUUUUGCACGGAACAUAUACAUAUACUCGUAUAUUAACAGGGCCGGCUGCAGAAAUGAGUAAAGUAUCUAUAAGAUACGUUUGCAAUAUUCCAAAUUUGUGAGAAACAGAUAUAAAAAGCGAAUGUACGGUAAAAACAUUGGUUUAUUUUUUUUUCUAUAUUUACGGAACAUUCUGUUCUGAUAAACUUUACUUUCGCAGCAAUUCGAUUAUGUAUUCUGGUCUCAAAUCUUUACCAUAAUCUACAAACAUUAGUGCAAUGUAUAAAAAUCGAUAAAAAUUUACAAAGAUAUUAUUAGGGAAAGGAGGGAAUGAAGGUAGUAAAAUGGCAGAAAAUUAAAAAUUCGGAGCGGCAGAAAAACUUAGAGCCGGUUUUGUAUCCUAUAGUUCCUGUUGUCAUAUCGCAAUUUAUAUUCAAAAUGUACUCCAUACCUCGUGAUACCAUUGUGCAUCAGUUUUUAUUUCUUUUAUUCCCAACCGAUUUCUACAUAACUAUCGCUGUUGAUCGCUGUUUUUAUUCGCGAUCGAUUUCAGUGAUUAAUAAUUUAGAAGGCUAAGAUAUAAAACUCGCAAUAAGAAUUAUGUUGUUCGUCAGAGAGAUUUGUAUAAUACCUAUCGAUUUCGAUAUACUUGAAUUCUCCUACUUUUUUCUUUUAAUUUUUAGCGUAAACAUCUCCCUCUCUCUUCUUUUCCUCUCUCCCUUUCUCUCUUACUUUUGCUCGCGUUUCUUCGCUGUCCCUCUCCUUCACACGCUCGCAAAUGAUCGACCGGUUUUGAACAGUACUAUCGUCUUUCACGAUCGCGUCGUCUGGAAAGAAACUGGUACUCUCGAUGCUCUCCAAGCGAGUACCGCGGAUUCACGUCAUUCACGAUGCGUUGAUAUUCAUAACUGUACAUAAUAGCGUGUAAAUUAAGUAAUAGGCAAAAAAAAGCAACAUUACGUAUUCGAUGUUCUUUUCGGUCGUGUCUAAUGUACUUAACAAAGGGGAGAAUCCGUGUUUAAGGACAAAAAACGCGUUUUGAUAGCGAAGCGAUUAUAGCUGUGAUUGUUGAAGGUAAAAGUAAGGGAGAGACAUUGUGAGAGAGAAGCUAUAUUUAGAUGAAUGCGGGAAGCUUUAUUGUAAACGCGUACGUUUGAGAGGAAAUGGAAGAAAGAGAAGGAAAGGCUUGUCCUCGAACAAAUAUUGGAAUCGUUUAUUUAGCGCAUAAGAACAUAAUUAGGGAAAUAAUGACAUAUGUUUCUUUAUAUAAGAACGCGUAGGAAAAGCGUAGAAACACCGCUAGAUACAUAUACCCGAAUAAGAAGGAUCAUUUUAGAGUUUUAUACUUCCAUCGCACUUGACUUGGGCGUACUAUCAUCGCGCAGUACUUUACUAAUCCUGUGGAAAACGUUAACACAAUGUAUAAUUAUGAUGUAAAUUACAUGUUUAAGCACAUAUUAUCAA
Molecule: messenger RNA, 5768 nt
Organism: Wasmannia auropunctata (little fire ant)
Lineage: Eukaryota; Metazoa; Arthropoda; Insecta; Hymenoptera; Formicidae
Exons: 2
Coding region: 1-1497 (498 amino acids)
Source: RefSeq, a predicted model, not a curated record